AUGUCCUCACUUGUCUGUGGGACGGGAGGUGGUCCAGUUCAGAGGAAAUAUGUAAACGUGAUGCUGUUGUCCCCAGCCAAGUCUUGCACCGUGCCCGAGGAGCCGCUCAACGGCAAACUCAUCGUAGGAGAAGGGCUCAGUUUUGGUUCUUCAGUGAACUUCACCUGCAACACUGGGUACAGACUGAUUGGAGAUGCUCAGAUUUAUUGUGUGAUUAGAAAUGAGCGUGUUACGUGGGACAGAGAUAUUCCCGUCUGUGAGGCGAUACCAUGUGAACCCCCUCCGGAAAUAGCUGAUGGGGAGCACAAUGGGGUUGACAAGGAGCUCUUUGUGUUCGGAGAUUCCGUCACGUACCAGUGCCGCAGCGUCAGGAGGGCAGAGAGACCUCUAUCCCUGGUGGGAGAAGCCUCUAUUCAGUGCACAACCACGGACGAUGUCAAUGGUGUGUGGAGCGGUCCAGCCCCAGAAUGCAAAGUGGUGACCUGUGAGCCCCCAAGGCUGGCGAAUGGGAAGCUGAUGAGUCUGUACAGGUCCGAGUACACCUACGGGGACACCGUCCUGUUCGACUGUAACUUCCGCUACACCCUGAAAGGCAGCUACACCUCCACGUGCAAGGACAACAACCUGUGGGACCCCCCACUGCCACUCUGCCAGCUCACUAGCUGUAAUUACCCUCCUGAUGUGUAUAACGCUGAUAAAGCCAAACCUGCUGUCGAUCGGUUCCCUGUGGACACCGUGGUCACCUACACGUGCCACCAGGGCCACAGGUUCAGCACGGGAGAAACCACGCGGAGCAUCCGGUGCCGGCCGAACUUCAUGUGGAGCGAAAUUCCUCCACCGUGUGAAAGUAAGUGUUUUGUCCCUUUGGCUCCCCUGUGGGCCGGCAGGAUUAAUCCUCGUUGCCCAAAGCCAGACAUUCUUCACGGAGUAGAGGUUCAUAAAAGCAAAAAUGACUACACAGUGGGGACCCAAGUGAGGCUGGCUUGUGAGGAGGGCUUUUUCCUCCGGGGCCUGGACUUCGUCGAGUGUCAGGCUGAUGCAACCUGGGCUCCUGCCUUGCCCUCUUGUGACAAAGUCUGUACCCCACCUCCAGAAAUCUCCAAUGGGCAGCACACUGGCCUGGGUAAUAAGGAGUUCUUCUAUGGCACCAAUGUGACCUACACCUGUGCAAGGGGUCUGUCCCUCAUCGGGGACAAAUCCAUCUACUGCACCUCCGACGAUGGGGAGAACCUAAAGUGGAGUGGACCUGCCCCAGAGUGCAGGGCGGUUCGGUGUCCCAAGCCCGUGGUGGAGAGGGGCAGGAUGACUCCCCAGAGGUUCACCUUUCCCUACGGAGUGGCCCUGCAGUUCUCCUGCGAUGAAGGCUUUGAACUGAGUGGUGCCACAGAGAGUCAGUGCCAGGCUGAUGGCAGCUGGGACCCUCCUGUGCCCACCUGCCAGCCAGUUAAGUGUUCCAAACCCCCACGGGAGGACGGCUUAGAGGUGUACUGGAACAAAUUAUAUUAUGAGGUGAAUGAAACUGUGUCCUUCUCCUGCAACCGUGAUGGACUAAGAGAUAGAGGGCUGUCUUCAAGUUAUGGACUAAGAGAUAGAGGGCUGUCUUCAAGUACCUGCUCAGCUAAUGGCACCUGGAAAAGGCGUGAGACCUGUGAGAAGAUUCUUCAAAGUAAAGAAGCUUUCCAGUGUGGAAUUCCUCUGACAGAACUGAAAACCAUGCUGGAAGUCCGGAAGCUCUACCUGGAGAUCCAGAAACUUGAAAAGGAGCUAAAAAUCACAUCUCCCCCCACAAGAAGAGGGCAGAGCAGCCUUCCCUCCCAUGGCACAACCUUGCUGGAGGGCUCAGGGAGGGCAUCCCUGGCCUUGGGCAGGUCAGAAGGGUUGGGGAGGGGGUGGUGUCAGCGUGGCUUUGCCUGGCCUGACCCCAACUUCCCACAGUUGCUUCCCCUUCCCCGUGGGGCUGUCAGCAGGGACAGGAUUUCUCCUUCCCACGGUGCUGCUCUGGCAGCUCCUCACACCAUGCCAGGGCUCCUCUGCCCCCUGGGGCAGCUCCUGCCACUAAUGAUGUUUCUGCUGCAGCCGACUGGGAGCCUCGAGAUCCAGUGUCCCAUCCCUCGUAUUUCAAAUGGUCAGCUGAGAUCUGACAGGAACUUCACCUCUGGCAGCUCAGCCACGCUCGAGUGCGACAGCGGCUACAGGGCCCUGGGUUCUACCACGGUGCAGUGCCUGCCCAACGGCAGGUGGUACCCACGGGUGCCAGCCUGCACCCCAGGUCAGUGUUCCAGACCUCCUGUUGUCGACUACGCGGACCUAAACUAUCAGCACGAGUUUCUAGUUGGGACAACCCUGAUCUACUCCUGCAGACACGGGUUCAAUUUGAUCCCUGGAGUGUCUCCAACAACUACUUGUCUUAGCAACUUCACGUGGUCCGCAGUCCCAAAGCUCUGCCAGAAGGUGCAGUGUCCCACCCCGGUUAUCCCCCACGGGAGAGAGAUCAGCGCCAGGAAAACCCAGUACACCUUUGGGCACCAGGCAGAAUUCCACUGUGACCAUGGCUACGUGCUGACAGGCAGCCAGAGGACCCAGUGCUCGUCUGAUGGGACGUGGAGACCCCCCAUCCCAUACUGCCGCAGGGUCUGUGAUCCCCCUCCCAAAAUCGCCAAUGGGCAGCACUCUGCCUUGGGGACUAAGCAGUUCCCAUAUGGCUUUGAAGUCAAGUACACCUGUAUGGAGGGUCUGUCCCUCAUCGGGGACGAAUCCAUCUACUGCACCUCUGAUGAUGGGGAGAACCUGACGUGGAGUGGACCUGCCCCAGAGUGCAGGGUGGUUCGCUGCCCCAAGCCCGUGGUGGAGAGGGGAAGGACGUUUCCCCAGAGGUUCACCUUUCCCUAUGGGGUGGCCCUGCAGUUCUCCUGCGAUGAAGGCUUUGAACUGAGUGGUGCCACAGAGAGUCAGUGCCAGGCUGAUGGCAGCUGGGACCCUCCUGUGCCCACCUGCCAGCCAGUUCUGUGUCCCCAACCACAAGUGGCCUAUGGAAGGCUGAAGGAUGAUAAAACGUGGUACCAGAUCAAUGAGACUGUUACUUUGGGAUGUGCCCCUGGAUACCAGUUGUCAGACAACGGGAACACGCCUUUAGAAGGCUCCUGGACAGCCACGUGCUUGCCUGAUGGCAACUGGACACCCUUGCCCAAGUGUAAGAAAGAAGGUGAUGCUGAUGUGUGUGAAGAGGUUCGCUACAUUAAAUCGUUCUUUGAAUGCAAGGUGCCUGUAGCAGAAGUGAAAGCUCUGCUGGAAAUACAAAAACUGUUUCUGGAGAUUAAAAAACUAGAGGUGGAACUAGAAAGUGACUGUGGGCCCCCACCUGCCAUGACCUACUCGAGGCCAUCCAGCGACGAGCACUCCAGCAGCUUCCCCGUGGGAUCCAGGGUGACGUACACGUGCGUCGAGGGUGCCCUCAAAAUCCCUGGGCUGCCAGACACGGUGGAGUGCCUGCCUGGCAACCUCUGGUCCAAGCUGCCCGAGCCCUGUGGCCGGAGCUGCACUGCCCCGACCAGGCUGAGGUUUGCUGCCCUGUCCAGGGAGGAUGAGGUGGUGAAUUUCUUCCCUGUGGGCACCAACGUGACCUACGUCUGCCGUCCUGGCUACGAGAACACCUCGGAGAGCUCCCCCACCAGCACCUGCCUGGAGAACCUGACGUGGUCAGAAGCUGCUGAGCUGUGCAGGAGAAGGUCCUGUGGUGCCCCGGCAGUGCUGCCCGGGGGGAGGAUGGUGCCCCUCACAGACCUGCAGUUUGGUGCCCGAGUGGACGUGUUCUGUGAGGAUGGGUACAAAUUAGUCGGAAAUAAGUUCAUCUGGUGCCAGCUGAAAGGAAAGGACGUUGAAUGGAGUAAACUUCCAACUUGUGAAUUAAUUACCUGCCCUGCACCUCCUCAAAUCAGCAAUGGGAAGCACGAUGGUGAAGGUGUUGAAAAUUUUGCUUAUAACUCAACAGUAACAUACAGCUGUGACCCUGGAUUCCAGCUCCUUGGGGGUCUGAGCAUCCGCUGUACGAGCACGGACAAAACCCACGGAGUCUGGAGUGGAGCUGUGCCCAAGUGCAAAGGGAGGUCGUGGGUGGCCAGGAGAAGCUGGACGUGGCAGAAGUGCUGCUCCACCACAUUCCCCAUCCGCUGCAAAGGAUUAUUUUACCCAUGUGACUGUGGGCCCUUGCCAAACAUCAGCCACGCAGAGCCCCCAGAGGACGUGAAACACAAGCAGAGCUUCAGCGAGGGCUCCACGGUGAGGUACAUCUGUGUUACAGGCUACACCAAACGCCCCCUGCUCUCCGACACCAUCCAGUGCCUCGCAAACUCCCAGUGGUCCCACCUCCCGGAGUUCUGUGGCCGUAGCUGUCCUAGCCCUCCAUAUAUGCCAUUUGCUAAAAUAUCACAGGAUGAUCAAACACAGAAUUUUUAUCCUGUUAAUACCACGGUGAAGUACAUUUGUCGCCCAGGCUUCGAGAAUACCACAGACCAGCUCCCCACCAGCACCUGCCUGGACAACUUAAAGUGGUCAGAAGUUCCUGAGCUGUGUAGGAGGAAAUCUUGUGGUAUUCCAGCAAGUCCAGAACAUGGCAAAGUUAUUACAGACGAUCACCUGCUCGGUGCAAAAGCCACUGUGGUUUGUGACCGUGGGUACAUAUUACAGGGAGGGUCACCUUCCAUCUUUUGUGCCAUACGGGGAAGUGAAGUUGUCUGGAGUCAACUUCCAGCUUGUCAGGCUAUUUCUUGUCCUCCUCCUCCAGCCAUUCCCCACGGGCAGCACGAUGGCAACAGCACCGGGAAGUUCCCGUACGGCUCAGUCACGACCUACACGUGUGACCCCGGCCUGGAGCUCGUGGGGAACAAAUCCCUCCUCUGUACAACGGAGAACGGGGUCCUUGGCACCUGGAAUGGGCCUCCUCCCGAGUGCAGGGUUAGCACUACAGUAGAGACAAACCAAACUCAAUCCUCCAAGGAGAAUCCUUACUGGCUGGCAAGUAUCCUCAUCCCUAGUUGCAUUGUUCCCCCAGUAGCCCUUGGAAUUGUAGCUGGGAUCAUCAUGAGACGGAAAGACAGUGGAAAACACUCUUAUAACAUGAAUUUACAGAAGCACAUGUUGAAGGGAAGGGAUGCACCGGUGCACCCGAAGAAGCAGCCCAUGCCAUGGAAUUCCUAUUUUUGCCACACAACGAGUUGCCACGUGUGCCCCACCUGCAAGAAGCAGCUGCACGAUGCCCUGGCCCCUCUCACCGUGCCCACGCGCCGCGGCUGUGCCGCCUGCGAGGACUGGCUGAGCUCCAGGCCCGGCAAACCACGCACCUACUCGGUCCCCAGCAUUGGUGACAGGGAGAGCCAAAGCCCAGCAGGCACCAGCUCUCCUGCCAAAGCUGUGGAUGUGCAGGGGGGUCACGGUGCAGGAGAAGCUGCUCCAGAGUGGAGUGAGGCAGAGCAGCCUGUGGACCACGAAAGCAGCCACCACAUCUGCCCCGUGUGUGAGAGCUGGCUCCGUGCCCACGUUGGACAGCUGGACAGCCGUGCUGUGGCACCCGGGGAGCGGCAGGACGAGAGCCCGCAGGGCCCCGUCUGCUCUCCCUGCACGGACCAGCUGCACCUCUCCCUUGUCCACAGCGACACGUGGAGCAGCCUCGUGGUGUGUCCCCUGGCUGGAGAGGGGACCCCAGCCCACCUCGUCCCUCAGCACACCCCCAGCUGCCACGUGUGCCCCGUGUUUGCGAGGUGCCCGCUCCCACAGAUCCGGUAUGGGACGAGAGUACCCUCCGCUCACUUUUACCCCAGGCACGGGGACACCGUGAGCUUCACCUGCAACCGGGGCUACACCCUGCAGGGCUACCGCACCAGCACCUGCGGAGCCGACUCCAGGUGGAACCCACCCCUGCCAGCGUGCAAAAAGGAGGUGACGUGCCCUCGGCCACCGAACAUCGCCAACGGGCUGCACACAGGACGGUCCCUGGACAAGGUUUCCCGGGGAGUGGCCGUGCACUACAGCUGCAGGGAUGGAUACACACUGGUUGGGAACGCGUCCAUCACCUGCACGCAGGAAGGGCUGUGGAGCAAACCCCUGCCCCGCUGUGAAGCAAUUGGCUGCGAGAUACCUGAGGUGCAGAAUGGGAAGGUCUACGAUCUGCAGAGCACCUACAAAGCUGGGGAGACUCUUCACUUCGAGUGUGACACUGGUUAUGCUGCAGAGGGCACCUACAAGGCUCGGUGCCAGCCUGGGGGCACCUGGGAUCCACCAGUGCUCAUCUGCCAGAGGGUCCGACCCUGCCCCAUGCCUCCAGAGGUCACCAAUGGAAACCACAACGGCCAGAACAAAGCAUUUUUUACCAUGGGAAUGUCUGUAAGAUACACCUGCAACCCUGGCUAUUACCUGUGGCAGCUUGGCUCCAGCGUGCCCAUGGAGAGCCAGAUGUUGAUGGUGCUGGGGACCAGGCAAGAGGUGACGUGUCCUCGGCCACCAAACAUCGCCAACGGGCUGCACACAGGACGGUCCCUGGACAAGGUUUCCCGGGGAGUGGCCGUGCACUACAGCUGCAGGGAUGGAUACACACUGGUUGGGAACGCGUCCAUCACCUGCACGCAGGAAGGGCUGUGGAGCAAACCCCUGCCCCGCUGUGAAGCAAUUGGCUGCGAGAUACCUGAGGUGCAGAAUGGGAAGGUCUGCGAUCUGCAGAGCACCUACAAAGCUGGGGAGGCUCUUCACUUCGAGUGUGACACUGGUUAUGCUGCAGAGGGCACCUACAAGGCUCGGUGCCAGCCUGGGGGUACCUGGGAUCCGCCAGUGCUCAUCUGCCAGAGGGUCCGACCCUGCCCCAUGCCUCCAGAGGUCACCAAUGGAAACCACAACGGCCAGGACAAAGCUUUUUUUACCAUGGGAAUGUCUGUAAGAUACACCUGCAACCCUGGCUAUUACCUGGUUGGAAGUGCUGAUGUAUUUUGCAGACCAUCAGGGAACUGGAGCCAGCCUGGCCCUCGCUGUGAAGUGACUGUCUGCAUCAAUCCAACCAUAGCAAAUGGGAGGCAAGUUGAUGUUCAAGGAUUUAUCUCUGCACCUGGGCAAACACUGACAUUUCAGUGCCACGAUGGUUACAGCCUGCAAGGCAGUGCCGAGGUCUCCUGCCAGGAGGAUGGCAGCUGGCAGCCUCCUAUUCCUGUCUGUGAGAGAUCAUUCCUUUACCAGAACUCUUUAAGUAGGCACGAAUCUUCAGAUGUCCUGUUUGGGUCAACAGUGGUCUAUGGCUGUGAGGAAGGGUACAGGCUAAUUGGACAGCCCAGCAGGCGGUGUGAGGUUUCUGGUGGACGUGUUACAUGGAGCGGCAACGUUCCCAUCUGCCAGCGUAUCCCUUGCGAGCCACCCCCGGACAUUCCCAAUGGGAAGCACACGGGCAGGCUGCUGGAUGAGUUCUUCUAUGGCAUAUCUGUAACAUACACCUGCAACCCCGGGUUCCCACUCCACGGAGAGCCCUCCAUCCACUGCACCACCCAGGAUGGGAAAAACGGCGUGUGGAGCGAGCCCAUCCCCGCGUGUGGAGAGGCAAAUUGUCCCGUCCCGCGGGUCCAGAACGGGAGGAUCGUGUCUCCUAGAUCUGCCUACUCCCACCAGGACACCGUGACCUUUGAGUCUGGCUGCAGUGCACCUGCCAGGCUGGAGUUUGCUGAGCUGAAGGAGCCCCUCAACAACCAGACCAUCUUUCCCGUGGGGAGGACAGUGGAAUACGUGUGCCGGCCAGGGUAUUCCCAGCACCCAGGGAUGCCACCAUCCAUCACAUGCCUCAGGAAUCAGACGUGGUCUGCGGUGCUGGAGUUCUGUAAAAGGAAGCAGUGCCCUGACCCAGGGCACCCAGUGAAAGGCAGAGCUGUUGUCCUGACAGACCUCCUCUUUGGCUCCAAAAUUAACUACACUUGUGACGAAGGGUACAAGUUGGUUGGAAGCUCUCAGAGGACGUGCGAGGUCUCUGGCACACGUGUCUCGUGGAGUGGAGAUGCUCCUGUCUGCCAGCGGAUCGUCUGCGCUCCACCUCCAGCCAUCCCCCACGGGACACACAGCGGGCACUCGAGGGACACCUUCUCCUACGGGGACGUGGUCACCUACACCUGUGACUCCGGACACUCUCUGGCAGGAGAUGCCUCCAUCCUCUGCACCUCCUCAGACGGGGAGCACGGAGUGUGGAGCGGGCCAGUGCCGCGGUGCCAAGAGGUGAAGUGUCCUCCCCCUCCAAGCAUUCCCAACGGGAAGCACAGUGGCCAGCCCUCAGACACACACCUCCCUGGCUCAGCUGUGCAGUACAGCUGCUCAGAGGGCUUCUCCCUCAUCGCAAUUGGCUGCAACGAACCAGAGAUUGAGAAUGGAAGAACGACUGGGCUGGAGGCCACCUACAGACUGGGGGACAUCGCUGUCUUCCAUUGUGAUUUUGGUUACGCCUUGAAGGGCUCUCAACAGUCUCGCUGCCAGUUUGGGGGCAAGUGGGACCCUCCUCUCCCCACCUGUGAGAAGAAUGUAUGUGGUGCUCCAGAGGUCACAAACGGAGCCGUGGUUCCGAUGAAAUCUGUCUAUAAUGAAGGAGAAUCUGUUCAGAUAAAGUGCAAUGCUGGCUGCUCUUUUCCUGAUGGCACUACAGAAGUGACAGUGGCUUGUCAGGGACAGAAGACGUGGAGUUAUUUUCCAAAGUGUACAUGUGGGCCUGAAAGUCCUGGUUCCACUCCAGGUACAAGUCCUUCCACUCCAGGCAUAAGUUCAGGUUCCACUCCAGGCAUAAGUUCAGGUUCCACUCCAGUCAUAAAUUAUGGUAGAGUAGUUGUGGGACAAAAGCCUUCCUAUGCUGUGGGGGAUCGUAUUACGAUUGAAUGCUACGCGGGGUACACGUUACAUGGUGAAGCUGAAAUUCAGUAUAUGGGAGGAAACCAAUGGGCUCCUCAAGUGCCAACCUGCCAGCUGAGUGGAUAUAUCAUAGCUAUCAUCUGUGUGCUUGUGGUAAUUGUGGUGCUCCUGGCAGCCUUCUGGACCUACAAGAAAUGCUUUUCACAGAAUGGCUCGUACACAGUUGAUGAGAGUUGCAAGGAAACAUGUAUUUUAAAAACUCAGGCCCCAGCUGAGAUGGAAGACACUGAAUACAUGAAUUAAUUGAAUCUUUCAAAGGAAACGCGACGGCACUCCAUGUACUGCCGAAUAUAAGAUCUGUAAAGCGUGAAUGGCCAUUUUGGGGGGGGGGGGGGGG
Messenger RNA from Empidonax traillii (willow flycatcher), 9250 nucleotides. Its product is annotated as complement receptor type 1-like. Bases 1 to 9156 code for a protein of 3051 amino acids. The record is from RefSeq and is a predicted model, not a curated record. The transcript has 63 exons. NCBI's taxonomy places the organism in Eukaryota, Metazoa, Chordata, Aves, Passeriformes, Tyrannidae.